Molecule: messenger RNA, 3686 nt
Organism: Corapipo altera (White-ruffed manakin)
Lineage: Eukaryota; Metazoa; Chordata; Aves; Passeriformes; Pipridae
Gene: LDB1
Product: LIM domain binding 1
Exons: 12
Coding region: 24-1259 (411 amino acids)
Biological process (GO): nervous system development; positive regulation of transcription by RNA polymerase II; negative regulation of transcription by RNA polymerase II
Cellular component (GO): nucleus; transcription regulator complex
Molecular function (GO): LIM domain binding
Source: RefSeq, a predicted model, not a curated record
AGGUCGCGUCCAGGGAUGUGAAGAUGUCAGUGGGCUGUGCAUGCCCUGGCUGCUCCUCUAAGUCAUUCAAGCUGUACUCGCCAAAGGAGCCCCCGAACGGCAACGCCUUCCCCCCUUUCCACCCGGGCACCAUGCUGGAUCGAGAUGUGGGACCUACUCCUAUGUACCCACCGACGUACCUGGAGCCUGGAAUCGGGAGGCACACGCCGUACGGGAACCAGACCGACUACAGGAUAUUUGAGCUCAACAAGCGGCUGCAGAACUGGACAGAGGAAUGUGACAAUCUGUGGUGGGACGCCUUCACCACGGAGUUCUUUGAGGAUGACGCCAUGUUAACAAUCACUUUCUGCUUGGAGGAUGGACCAAAGAGAUACACGAUCGGCCGGACUUUGAUUCCCCGUUACUUCCGCAGCAUCUUUGAAGGGGGGGCCACAGAGCUCUACUACGUGCUCAAGCACCCCAAGGAGUCCUUCCACAACAACUUUGUUUCACUGGACUGUGACCAGUGCACCAUGGUCACUCAGCACGGCAAGCCCAUGUUCACCCAGGUGUGUGUGGAGGGGCGGCUCUACCUGGAGUUCAUGUUUGAUGACAUGAUGAGGAUAAAGACGUGGCAUUUCAGCAUCCGCCAGCAUCGAGAGCUCAUCCCCCGCAGCAUCCUUGCCAUGCAUGCACAGGAUCCCCAGAUGCUGGACCAGUUAUCCAAGAACAUCACACGCUGUGGGCUCUCAAACUCCACACUCAACUACCUCCGACUCUGUGUAAUCCUAGAACCAAUGCAGGAGCUCAUGUCACGGCACAAGACCUACAGCCUCAGUCCCCGGGACUGCCUCAAGACUUGCCUCUUCCAGAAGUGGCAGCGGAUGGUCGCUCCGCCUGCGGAGCCAGCACGGCAGCAGCCCAGCAAGCGCCGGAAAAGGAAGAUGUCAGGGGGCAGCACCAUGAGCUCCGGCGGGGGAAACACCAACAACAGCAACAGCAAAAAGAAGAGCCCAGCCAGCACCUUUGCCCUGUCCAGUCAGGUACCUGAUGUGAUGGUGGUAGGCGAGCCCACGCUGAUGGGGGGGGAGUUUGGGGACGAGGACGAGCGGCUCAUCACCCGGCUGGAGAACACACAGUUUGACGCCGCCAACGGCAUCGACGACGAGGACAGCUUCAACAACUCACCGGCGCUGGGGGCCAACAGCCCCUGGAACAGCAAACCGCCCUCCAGCCAGGAGAGCAAGUCAGAGAACCCCACGUCACAGGCGUCGCAGUAACGGCCCCCCCGCCGCCCCGUGGACUCAGUCCCAACCAAUCUACCUGUACAUUUGCAACGGAGAGUGACUGGGAAGCGGCGAGGUCCCGGGGGCACACCGGCGCCGCGAGGAUGAUGGGGUGCAUGGCCUGGGACGCAUGCCAGGCAGGCAGCCCCCAGCCCUCUCCCCCUGCCACCUCCCCACACCCCCAUGCCUGCCUCUGCAAUGGACCCCAGGGCAGGGGUGGGAUUCCGGGGCCAUAGCUUCGUUAUUUCCCCUUCUCUCUUCCUCCCUGCUUCUUGCCCAGAGAGCUUCUCACCCCUGCCCCGAUGUGCCCAACCCCUCCCUGCUGAGUGGGGGGAAUUAGGAGGGAGGUGUUGGCAGCAGCUGGCGUUACCAGAUGCCACAUGUUGGGGUUUGGUACAGCCCUGAGACCCUCCUUCUCCCUGGGUCCUAUGGCUGGUGUUUCCUGAACAGCCACCUGCAGGAGGGUUGCAUAUCCCCAGUCCAAACUGGGUCUGGGUGGGGGAGGCAGUGAUGGAAAGCUGUCCUCAUACCUCAGGUUCUGCCACAGAGCCUCCUCCGGCUGGGGUCAGAUCCUGCAGCGCUGGGGUGGUGUUGAGGAUAGGGCCCCAUCAUAUUUCCCCGCUCUCCUGCACCCUCCCCUUCCCCUUGCUCCCCGGAGCGAAAGCGCAGUGUGGCCAUGGGGGGACUCUGUAUAUAGGAAAUGUGUGGGGGGGGGCCUAGGGGGACACAGAGGACCUGCAGCUCUGCUGGAGCAGCCAGUGCCCUUGCUCCCUGCCUGCAGCCCCUGUGUUUCCCUCCACCCUGCGUGAGUCCGCCUGGGGCCCCUUUGCAAACCCUGGCUCCUGGUACCUCCUACUUUUGUCUUUUUUUAAGAAAAAAAAUAAUAUUAUUAAAAUUGUAAGUUUAAAAAAAAAGAAAAAAAAAUGGGAAAAGCCCCCCUCAGCCCCCUUGCCGGUUCCCCCCUCCCUGUCCUGAGCCCUCUCACCCUGUCCUGACUUUUGUACAGGCUUCUUCUCUUGGAAGUCUCAUUUUAUAUCCAGUUCAGAGAGCUUCAAACCAAGGAGAGACUUUGCAGACUUCCUUUCUAAUCCCUCCAGGGGUCGGGGGGAUCAGCCCCCCGCCUCCCUCCUCAAUGUAAAUCUUGUGUGCUGUUGUCCCCACUCCCCCCCUCGGGUUCGUGUACCUCGUGCUUGUACAUUUCCGCGCUGUAGACAGUGUGUACGAUACUGUUCUUUCAAUGUGUUAUCACUAGAGCAGGUGCCUCCAUUGAUGUUAGGGGAAACGAUGAGAAAAAUAAUAAUUUUGGGGGUUUUUUUUGGUUUAAAAAAAGAAAAAAGAAAAAAAAUAAACCCUUCCAAGGCUUCUUCCAAGGAGAAGAUGGGAGGUGCCGGGGGAGGGUGUUUGUGCUAACCAGUUCACCCCAGCAGCCUUGGAGGGAGGUUUUGGGGUGAGAUGGGAGUCUGGGCUGCCCAUGGGGGCCCCCUGGCAUGUCCCAAGGUGGGGUUGCAGCAAGUGCUGCCAUGGGGGUGGCCAGGGUGGGGGGACUGCCCUAGUGGGGGGACUGCCCUAGUGGGGGGGGUAUGUGUGUGUGAGAGUGUGUGUGAGAGAGGUUUGUGUGUCUGUCUGCAUGUGUAAGGAAGCCCAGGGCAGGCAGAGCAGCCCUGAAGUUUGGGGGAUAGGGUGGUGCACCCCAUUGUCUCCACUGCCCCUCCCCCAGCUCCCUGCCAGGGGUCCCACAGACCAUGUCCCUCUGCCUCGUGGGGUGGGGGGUUGGCAGGUGUCGCUGAGGGGCUGUCCCUGCCCGGGGGCUCUGGCUGCAGCAGGGGUGCUGCGGGACCCGUGCCUUGCCCACUCACAGCUGAGAGUGCAGGGGUUGCUGAGACAGGAUGGGGGCCAACCUGUGUGUCCCCUCCUUCUGCUGUCCCUGGGGUUGGGCAGGGAGAUGGGAGUCCUUUGAGUCAGCCCUGGUCAAGCUGAAAAUAUCUGGAGAGAUGCUUGUGUCGGCUCCUGGGCCCUUCCAUGGGCAGACUGGAGGCAGAGGGCUUGGCCGGUCAGACCCACAGCUGCAGGCACAGGGGUCCCCACAGCCCCUUUGCAGGUGGGGGUAGGAUCCCAGGGUGGGAGCCUGGUGUGGCAGGAAGGGAGCGGGGCUCUGAAUGAGUUGCAAUUAAGGUACGAUUCUCCGCACCAUGCCACAGGGCUGCCGUGGAGGGUGUGGAGCCCUCGCUGCCCCAGGCACACUGUAAUGCCUUUUUGUUUCUUUUGUUUGUUUGUUUUUUGGUUUUUUUGGUUGGUUGGUUGGUUGGUUUUUGGGGGUUUUUUUUUUUGCUUUUGUUUUUUUGGGUUUUUUUUCUUCCUCCCCUCCAUAGUUUGUGCCAUUUAUGAGUCAUGUAUGGUACCAAUAAAAUGACUUUUCGGUUU